Molecule: messenger RNA, 2292 nt
Organism: Knipowitschia caucasica
Lineage: Eukaryota; Metazoa; Chordata; Actinopteri; Gobiiformes; Gobiidae
Source: the annotation of a GenBank genome assembly
AUGUUCACAGAUGAUGUAGAUGUGGGGUUGGAAAAAUACCCUACUGCCUACGUCCGGGGGGUCAUUGAAGGGGUGGAAGCGUCAGUGUUGGUUGACUCUGGGGCUUCUGUGUCUUUAAUUAGUUCCGAUUUCCGUAUGGCGGUUCCCACACUGCGCGGACGGCCAUUGAAGAAGGACUUUAUUGGCUCACGGGCAGUAAAUGGACAGACACUAGACACACUGGGCACUGUAGACGUGUCUCUUCACUUGGGCCGGGCCUCUUGGCGGCACACUUUUCAUGUGCUGAGGGAGUCUACUCAGGCGGUCCUAUUGGGGUUGGACUUUCUGGCAGUGAACAGGGCGUUGCUCGACCUGGGGCGGGGGGUUUUGGAGAUCGGUGAUACGUGCCUCCCCUUGCUUUACCAGGCUCAGCUUGUCCCUGAGUGCUGCAAUGUAUCUCUGGCCGAUGGUGUGAUUAUACCUCCCUUAAGUGAGGCUUUGGUGCCAGUUCAUGUGCGUCCACCGGGUGGUGCUAACAGGCCAGUAACUGACUUUGAGGGCUAUUUGGAACCAAAUGUCCCUGAUUCGGCUGGUUUAGUCGUAGCUCAUACCAUGGCUAAUGUGAAGAAUGGGGUUACUGUUGCGCGUGUUCUCAAUCCCUCUGGGAAAGCAGUGGAGCUCAAGCAAGGGCUGCACAUAGGGGAAUUUUAUCCUAUUCACGAGGUUGGUGCACCAUCGGUGGUGCCCACUUCAAAUAAAUCUUCUGUCCCGUGUAUGGUCACAGACUCUCCAGUCAACAAGCGACAGAGGGCUGAAUUACAGGAGCUUUUGAGUCGUUUUAGUAACGUGUUUAGUACCCCAGAUGGGAACACUGGGAAGUGCUCUUUAAUCCAACACCACAUUCGCACUGGUGAUAACCCCCCAAUUAAGCAGCGGGCAUAUCGGACGUCUCCUGAGAAAAGGGCAGAGAUUGAGCGUCAGGUGGGUCAGCUACUGGCAGAUGGCCUGGUGGAGGAGAGCUUCAGUCCCUGGGCCUCACCAGUCGUGCUCAUCAAGAAAAAAGGGGGUCAGUGGAGGUUCUGUAUCGAUUACCGCCGUCUUAAUGCGGUUACAAUUAAAGAUUCGCACCCGCUGCCGCGUGUGGACGACAGCUUGGAUGCGCUGGCCGGGUCAAUGUGGUUCAGCACAUUGGACUUUUCGAACGGAUACUGGCAGGUGGAAGUUGCCGAGGAGGAUCGUGAAAAGACCGCCUUCACGACCGUGGUGUCACCAGACUUUUCUCGCCCCUUUAAAGUUUACACCGAUGCGUCAAAGGACGCUGUUGGGGCGGUACUGGCGCAGGAGAAUGACGGUUUGGAACAUGUAGUGGCCUACGCCAGUCAAGCCCUCACUCACACCCAGAAAUGCUGGUCCACCUUUGACCGUGAACUGUGGGCGGUUGUCUGGGCUGUGCGCGAGUUUAAACAUUAUGUGGGGCUGUCAGCAUUCACUAUUGUUACUGACCAUCGUCCUCUACUAGGCCUUCGUGGCAUGUCCAUUGACAAUGACCCUACUGGUAAACGGGGGCGGUGGAUCCUGGAGUUGGAUCCCUUUAAUUGGGCCAUCAUCCACAAGGACGGAUCACGGCAUUUGAAUGCGGAUGCGUUGUCCCGCCGCCCUGCUGAGGCCACAGCUCCUGCCAUUGACUGUGUGAAUGUGAUUGAUGUUGGGGGGGCGAAUAGUCAUGACCAGGCUAGGGAGUCGUUACCCUCCUCUCCAGUGUACUCUCUCUGCUGUGAUGAGGCCAGGUUGCGGUCCCUGCAGCAGGAUGACCCAGACAUCAGGGUAGUGCUCGGGUGGUUAGAGAGGGGUGUAGAUAGCCCCACAGUCUCCGGCCUGGAGCGGUUGCAGGUUGUCAUCCCGUCCUCUCUGGUCCCUGAUCUACUCCAGCAUCUUCACGGGGGGCCGGCUGCUGCGCACUUCUCUGUGGAUCGGCUGAACAAUCCAACGGAGAGCCGUACUAAAUUAGCGCCGCAUUGGAGGGGCCCGUACCAGGUGGUGCAGGUAUUCUCGUCAGGGGGUGAACCAGCUCUGACCUAUGACAUCAUUAAUCCGCUGGAUACUCAGGAGCGGAGUCAGGUGGUUCAUCAUGACAGACUCAAACCAUACACUCUGCCGCUCCCUGCUCGGUCCCCUGCUAGUCGGGUUGUCGCAUCGGACCCUUUCUUGCAUGGAGGGGAGGCAAGUUUGGAGCCAGCGCUGGCCCAGCCGCAGCAGUCUCGGUCGGGACGUCUUGUUAAAGCCCCUUCACACCUCAAGGACUUUCUAGUUUGA